This is a messenger RNA of Thyridium curvatum, 3495 nucleotides long. RefSeq lists its product as uncharacterized. Gene Ontology annotation, molecular function: glycosyltransferase activity; mannosyl-oligosaccharide 1,2-alpha-mannosidase activity; calcium ion binding. Gene Ontology annotation, cellular component: endoplasmic reticulum; Golgi membrane. Lineage: Eukaryota; Fungi; Ascomycota; Sordariomycetes; Thyridiales; Thyridiaceae. Bases 1 to 3495 code for a protein of 1164 amino acids. The record is from RefSeq and is a predicted model, not a curated record. The transcript has 3 exons. Gene Ontology annotation, biological process: carbohydrate metabolic process; N-glycan processing.
AUGACUGCCCGCUCGCUCCUCCAGCAGAGGCGCCUCGUGGCCCUGGCUGGAGCUUUUACGUUUGCCUUCAUCAUCGUGACCACCCUCUGCUCUCCGACCGCCCGACUUUACUUGACUGGCAAGCCAAGCGGUUUGAGACCAUCGCCAGUAGCCAUACAAGACCCAGUUCAAAGCCCAUUACUCCCAUUACCCCCAGCGGCGCCAGCGGCGCCAGCGGCGUCAGCGGAUCAGACGCCCUCGUGGGACCUCCGGAUACCGAACGAUUACUUCGAUAAGAAUCCCAGUUCCAAGUUUUGUGCCGAACGGUUCUCUACGAAAUACCUUGAAAACCUGCGCAACAAUUCAGCCAUCUAUUGCAGCCCGGAGAAAGCCCAGUCGAGCUUGACCUGCUUUCACAGUCGUACCUCACCCGAUGGGCCAGACUCGUUCUGCGUCGCCCGGGGGGUUGCUCUUGACUCCAAGAAGCACCGAUUCGGAAUACACUGUCCGCUCAGAACCCUGAGCUCGGAGGAAAAGGCCGGGGGCGUGGUACCGUUUGAGAGCAUCCGUGGUUAUUGGUACGGGACAGGCCCGGCCGAAAUCUUUGGAAAAUUUAUAACAUUUCUCAAGAGAUCGCCCCCUCUCGUUCCGUCAACAAAGAGAGAAGAAACAAACCAGACCACUGUCGGCGGUAAUGUCAUUGCCUCACCACCGCGGAAUUUCCUGCUGAUCAAGCGUGAGGGUGAUGGCAAUCCGUGGCACUGCUUGCUGGAGAUAUGGUCGGCCUGGAUGACCAUGGACGUCCUACGCAUCUCGAUGGACCCCAGCCGCAACGAGCCCUACUUCGCACACAGCGAAGACGAGGAGGAUACGCAGGUAGUCAUCCUCGACGACCUGAACGAGGGCCCGUACUACGACAUGUGGUCGCUCUUCUCCAAGCACGACGCCGUUCGCCUGGGCGACCUCAGCACGCCCAUCCCAUCCUCGGCGAAUGUCAUCAUUCCGCUGGCCGGCGGCAGCAACCCGAUCUGGCAGAAUGACUGGGGCGUCCGCGAUUGCACCUCCGCGGCCACGCUGUCGGCCUUCUCGCGCCGUGUCCUGCGCAUGCACGGCCUGGACCCGGACAGGGCCCAGCAGCGCGGCCCGCAGGCCAACAUCUCCGUUGUCUUUGUCGACCGUAGCCGGUACAGGAAACUGGUGAACCAGACAGCCCUCUUUGAGGCGCUCGAGGCGCGGGUUCCCCACGUCUCCGUCCGCCUCGUCGACUUCGCAGCGCUGAGCUUCCGCGACCAGGUCCGGGAGGCGAGGAACGCUGACGUGCUGGUUGGUGUGCAUGGCGCCGGACUCACGCACGCCAUGUGGAUGCAUGACGGUGCGGGGUCCGUCGUGGAGAUUCAGCCCUCGGAGCUGAACCACAACGGCUUCCGGAACCUGGCGUUAAUGAAGGGGCUGGGUUUCUACCGCGUGCACGCUAACUCUACGGAGUCACCCAAGAAAAAGAAGCCCACGCGAGCAGCAUCAUUGGUGAUUGGGGGCGGUGAUGAGGCCGGGCCGGGGGACCACGCGCUGCUGCAACGGCGGGACCGGUGGCAUUGGGAAGAUGUGAUUCUGGAAGAAGAGCGUUUUCUCGAGGUCAUGACUGUCGCGAUCAAGUCGCUGUAUGCAAAGGGGUCCCUGAAUUAUGACAACAAAGUUAAUUUGAGAGACGACGAAGCAGGAACAUCCGCCAAUGUUGACAUGGCGGUGCUCAUAAGGGGACGGCGCAGGAACACCUACCUCGCCCUCGCAGUCCUUUUGCUCAUCUUCUACUACCUAACAUCAUCAUGGCGGCACACGUCGUCAGAGUCUGCCAGUCUGGCACAGUUCAUGAACUACGAGGGCUCUGCCACACGCGUCAAAGCCGUCAAUUCCAGCUUCGACUGGAGCAAGGUGUCACACGCCUACCCGCCCGGGGACCAGAAGCCGCUGCCGCGCUCCCCGCCUGGCGCGAGGGAUCGGAUCCCCCGAGUGCAGCACCGCUUCGGUGGCGAGUCCUCUGCCGUGCGGAAGCUGCGUGAGGCCCGCCGAGAUGCCGUGCGCGCCGUCUUCAAGAAGAACUGGGACAGCUACCGCAAGUACGCGUGGAAGGCUGACGCGCUGCUGCCGCUGUCAGGCAAAGGCCGGGACCAGUUCUCUGGCUGGGCGGCGACCCUGGUCGACGCCCUCGACGCUCUGUGGAUCAUGGGUCUGCGUGACGAGUUCGACGAGGCCGUCGAGGCCGUCGCCGAGAUCGACUUUGGCGAGUCGUCGUCGCAGCGGGUCAACAUCUUCGAGACCAACAUCCGCUACCUGGGUGGCUUGCUUGCGGCGUACGACUUGAGCGGUCGGCAGGUGCUGCUACAGAAGGCACGAGAGCUGGGCGAACUGAUCUACGCCGGGUUCAACACCCCUAACCGGAUGCCUGUGGACUUUAUCGACAUGUCGCAGGCCAAGACUGGGGAAGGACUGACUGUGGAGUCGUCGGUGGUGUCGGCGUCGCCAGGGACGCUGUCCAUGGAGUUAACCCAUCUGUCGCAAUUAACGGGCGACAACAAAUACUACGCGGCGGCCGCCAAGGUAAUGGACGUGUUUUACCACCAGCAGAACAAGACGAAGCUCCCGGGGAUGUGGCCCAUCUACGUGUCGAUGAGCACUCAGGACCUGACGAAUGGCAUGUCCUUCACGCUUGGCGGCAGUGCCGACUCCCUCUACGAGUACCUGCCUAAGAUGUACCAGCUCUUGGGCGGGUUGGAGCCCAUGUACGAAGACUUGUCGCGGACUUUUAUGGCGACUGCGGAUAAGCAUCUCUUCUUCCGUCCGAUGCUGGAAGACAAUGCCGACAUCCUCAUCUCUGGAAACGUCAAUGUCUUUCCAGAGGAGGAUCCAGUACUCGACCCUGAGAGCGAGCACCUGGCCUGCUUCAUCGGAGGCGCUUUUGCCCUGGCGGGAAAGCUGCUUGGCAGCCCCAACGAUGUCCGCACGGGGGCAAAGUUAACUCGAGGCUGUGCCUACGCUUACAGGGCAUUCCCUACAGGCAUGAUGCCUGAGCGGUACAAUAUGGCGCCAUGCAGAUCCAGGACCGAAUGCCCGUGGGACGAGUCUGUUUGGCAGGAGGAGAAAGGCAAGCGGAAGGAGUGGAAGGAGCAUCUGCCCAAGGGCUUCACGACAGCCAAGGACCCUCGCUAUAUCCUACGGCCCGAGGCCAUCGAAAGCGUGUUCGUGCUCUAUCGAGUUACGGGGGACACGUGGUAUCAAGACACGGCGUGGGGCAUGUUCAAGGCUAUAGAGGAGGGUACCCGUACCGACAUCGCGAAUGCAGCUGUUCUCGACGUCACCAGGGCCAGAGAGCAUCUUCCGAAAGAAGACUACAUGGAGAGUUUUUGGUUGGCAGAAACUCUGAAGUAUUUCUACCUCAUAUUCUCUCCUCCCGACCUGGUUAGCCUCGACGAAUACGUCCUCAACACUGAGGCACAUCCGUUCAGGAGGCCCAAGUGGUGA